GCAAGGACAAAAUAUCGCGAUCGCCAAAAAGAAAAACAAAAUACCUAAAUAAUGCCUACAUCAGCCUCUGUGUCGCCUAGUACAACAACGUCCAACACCAAGCCUUGCACCCCAGCGGUUUUAGCGGGUAAAUCCAGUUUCUUUUCGCCGAUAAGCACCACGGGGGACGCAGUGCGACCAACCUUGUCGUCAUGCUCUUCGCCUUUAACGGGGAUGAGCGAUUUGUCGUGCACCGGGAAAAAUAGUUUUGGCUGCAAUAUGGGAGUAGAUCAUGUUUGCACUAGUAGUGGCACUACAGUAAUAUCUUCACUCACUUCCGCAGCUCCCGUGGUCGUGGGGAACGAGAGUCAACUUAUGCAAUGCAAAAGCAUCGUACUAGUAUAAAUUGCAUUAGAAAUUAGCCCAGCACUACAAAUUAAAUUUGUAAUGCUGAUUGACCUUGAGAAAGAGAUUUGUAAUGCAUCAAUGCAAUUACUACGAGUACGAUACUUUUGCACAGGAUACAACUGCGCAACCGACAACUCUCGAUCUACAGGGAACUGAAGCAGCCGGGCUACAUAUCCUGAGCAAAAACGUCCCCGCCCCAGAGUUGUCAUGCAAAUCUGCAUGUGCACAAUGUUUCUCAUGCGGAGCUCCAUGAUACGCGUUUUCUAUUGCUGUUUCGGAAUUUGUGAUGCUAGAAUCAGAGUGAUAUGCUAGAUCUGUGAUGCUGCUGAUCUACCUAAACAGGAUUACACUACGAGGAGAAAGAACUUCUUGUCAUGCGAAACAACCAAAGGUGGUUGAUUUGUCUAGCAGAUUUGCCAUCUUAGCUCUGGAAUGGGGACGUCUUUACUCGGGAUACUGCAUGAGCUGCCAGAAGCGGGCGGAGUUGGUAUCAUACGAAAAAACUGUUUCACUGUAAGCAUUUUGCAAGAAUUGCAUCACAAGUUUGUUUUACAUGACAGCGGAAAUUUGCCAUGCGGGGUUCCUAAGGGAAAACACAGCUAGAAAUCAAUUGUCUUGCAUGUGUAGCAUGACACACACUUCUGCGAUCCAUUUUCUGCAUCACAAGUUUACAGUGAAACAGUUUCUUCUUGCGAUAGUUGGCCAACGAGCUGCAGUAUGUGGACUCCAUGUUGUAUCAUGACAAAAAAGUGUCACAGUUACACAUUGUGUUGCAGACCCAGCAUAACAGACAACCUUUGUCAUGCCAGAAAUGCCUUCGAACCUCGUUUUAUACGUGUUUUCCCUUAUGAUCUUUGCAUUGCAAGUUUUACCUCUAAUGCGGAGAAAAUUUGUGUUGCUGAAUUGCCAACAAAUAUGUAACUGUAACACUUUUUUCGUACGAUAUGUUGCUGAACCUAGAAAUUUACCGUCUGGAACUGCAGCAGCAGCAAGGGUCGUCCUCUUGUUGCGCUGCCCCCGCCUCCGGCGGGUAUUAUGCCAACGCCGGCUGUAGUAGUGGUGCUUAUUUUUAUCCGCAUCAUGAUAAUUCGCAGAUGUUGACCACACAGCCACAGCACUACCACCGCCCGACUUCAUCCUCUGUGGUACUCCACCAUCAUGAAAACCAGCUGCCACAACGAGUGCACUACCUACAAGAACACCAGAAAUCACCGCUUGAUGCACAACUACGCGCACGACAACAUGAACAACUACCUCCAUGGGCGGGUCGUCGUACUGGUUCUUUCUCUUUGGUGCAAGAAGCGCAGGACUUUGUUUUGACAGUGCUGCUGAACCUGAAGAGCUUGCUUCUCUUCACACUGCAGAGCCUCUUCUUCCUCGUCGUCUGCACCGCUGUACUGAUGGUGUUUGCGAGAUUCGACUUCUACUCUGCGAUUGUAAGAUAUUACGGAGCCGUCGGAGGCUCGAUGGACGAGAUUGCAGCUCCCCGUGCGGUUUUUUGAAAACAUUUAGUUUUUCUUUUUGACUUUACUGUCGUUUUGGAAAAUGAAAAACACUUGAUAUGAUAGAAGAUAAAAAUGUGACAACAAUAAACUUGGAUAAUUUUUUGACUGGUCCGGAGAAGACAGACGCCACACAUCGAAGAAUUUGCGUCGAAUAAAUGUGAGCUGUUUUCAUGUACAAUAAAACUAGAAAAGUCUCACACUGACAAUAUCAAAACAAUUUUUCAGUCAUCUCACGACGGAGGU
Molecule: messenger RNA, 2135 nt
Organism: Amoebophrya sp. A120
Lineage: Eukaryota; Dinophyceae; Syndiniales; Amoebophryaceae
Source: the annotation of a GenBank genome assembly